Molecule: messenger RNA, 282 nt
Organism: Pelodiscus sinensis (Chinese soft-shelled turtle)
Lineage: Eukaryota; Metazoa; Chordata; Testudines; Trionychidae
Source: RefSeq, a predicted model, not a curated record
CUGCUCAGGCACCGGCUCCGUUCCCGUUGCAGGGACAAAGGGACAGAGAUGUCGAGCAACUGCUCCGAGCUGGAGUGGGCCCUCCACGUGCUGGUGAAGAACUACGACAAGUACGCCAGCGGGUGCUGCAAGAAGCCCCGGCGCAUCACCAAGAAGGACUUCCGCAAGAUGCUGAGCAGGGAGCUCAACCACAUGCUGACGGACACCGGGAACAGGUGCGCGGCCGACAAGCUGAUCUGCGACCUGGACAAGAACAAGGACAGACACAUCAGCUUCCGGGCU